AAUAUAUCUGGAUAAGUUCAGUUGAUGAUCACGCAUAUAAAUUCCCGCAAUGUUCUUGUAAACAACAGUUCCGAGAUAUGGCAACAAUGUCUAGUGCUGCUGUUGAGAUGAUCUCCAAGGAAAUCAUUAAGCCCACAACUCCAACCCCAUAUCAACUUAGAAACUUCAACAUCUCACUUUUCGAUCAAUAUAUGCCUCCGAAUUAUACUACGGUCAUUCUAUUUUACCCUGCUUCCAUCGCUGCAGAUAGUACCGGUAGUGAGCUCCAUGAUGAUCUUGGCUUGCUCAAGAGGUCUCUUUCUGAGACACUAGUUCACUUUUACCCAAUGGCCGGUAGGUUGAAAGAUAACAUGGUUGUCGAGUGCAACGACCAAGGGGUUGACUUUUACGAAGUGAAAAUCAAAGCUAAAAUGUGCGACUUCAUGGUGAAACCAGAUGAAUUUCCCUUAAAUCUGCUUCUUCCAUACGAAGUCGUUUCCAAGAAUUUUGUCAAGGAAGCACAGGUGAUUGUUCAGGUGAAUAUGUUCGAUUGUGGUGGAACUGCCAUUUCUUUGUGUGUAUCGCACAAGAUUGCAGAUGCAUGCACCAUGAGUACAUUCAUUCGUAAUUGGGCAGGAAACACCUACUCAGCUCGUUGCGGUGGUGCACCAACAACAAAUCAGAAUUCUUUUCCUUCCUUCGAUUCGGCAUCUCUCUUCCCACCUAGCGAACAACUUGUAUUUCCAUCAGAAGUGCCACCCACCCUCGUUUCCCAUCCUACCGACGAUAGCAGAAGAGAAAAAAGUGUCAGCAAAAGAUUUGUGUUCGACGCGGUAAAGAUAAACUCUGUGCGCGAAAAGUUACCAGUACUGAUGCAUGAUAACUACAAAAGCAGCAGUAGGCCAACAAGGGUUGAUGUAGUUACCGCUUUGGUGUGGAAGGCGGCCAUGAAAUCCGCUCCUAGCGAUGAUGUUUUACCAACGGUAAAUCAUGUGGUGAGCUUUAGAAAGAAAAUCGACCCGCCAUUACCCGAUGUGUCAUUUGGGAAUCUCUGCGCGGUAGUUGCGACGGCGGUAUCUCCAGGAGCAACUGUGACAAGUAGGAAUGAUGGGGUUGAGGUGCAAGAGGUACUCGAGGAUCAGUUAGCCGAAUUAGUAGCUCAGCUGAGGGGAGAAAAAUACAAGGUUAAGGGUGAUAAAGGUUGCAUUGAGAAAAUCUUUCUAAGUUUUGUUGGUGGUGACAACGCUUUGUGGAUGGCUAGCUGGUCCAAGUUUGGAUUUUAUGAUGCUGAUUUUGGCUGGGGAAGGCCAGUUUGGGUAACUACUGAUCUAUCAAUUGUUGAGCCGAACCAGAACCUAAUUUGCAUGAUGGAUACAAAGUGUGGUGAAGGGAUAGAAGUGUCGGCAAAAUUUCUUGAGAAUGACAUGGCCAAGUUCGAACUUCACCUAAGCAAGAUCCUGGAAUUGUUUUGAUUUUUGCAUCAUCUAUUUGUAUUACCAAAAUGGACUCUAAAGAAAAGAUAUCAUUUUGAUCAAAUUACAGAGUUUUGAGCAAUGAAGUGAGGCCGGUUAAACUGCUAUUCACCUGAUACUUUAUUCUGCCUACAAUGCUUGACUGCUUUAUCAGCAAGCAAAUUGAAACUUUUAUAUAUGAAAGUUUUGGAAUUCAAAAAAUAGGAAAGACUCUAUUACUACUAAGAGCAGUGCUAUCCCGCACUACAAUGCGGGAGAGCUCUAUAAGAUAGCAGGUUCAGAUCCCUUGGAUGAAACACAUAUAUGUUUUUAGCCGUUGAGAUAAUGUAUAGCUGUAUCAAGUUAUAUAAUUUGCAAAUAUGUCCUCCCCUUUAAUUU
Messenger RNA from Papaver somniferum (opium poppy), 1829 nucleotides. RefSeq names its product salutaridinol 7-O-acetyltransferase-like. The record is from RefSeq and is a predicted model, not a curated record. NCBI's taxonomy places the organism in Eukaryota, Viridiplantae, Streptophyta, Magnoliopsida, Ranunculales, Papaveraceae. The transcript has a single exon. Bases 78 to 1451 code for a protein of 457 amino acids.